Aspergillus saccharolyticus JOP 1030-1 is the source of this 1091-nucleotide messenger RNA. RefSeq lists its product as uncharacterized. Bases 210 to 644 code for a protein of 144 amino acids. NCBI's taxonomy places the organism in Eukaryota, Fungi, Ascomycota, Eurotiomycetes, Eurotiales, Aspergillaceae. Gene Ontology annotation, biological process: regulation of transcription by RNA polymerase II. Gene Ontology annotation, molecular function: protein dimerization activity; RNA polymerase II cis-regulatory region sequence-specific DNA binding; DNA-binding transcription factor activity, RNA polymerase II-specific. The record is from RefSeq and is a predicted model, not a curated record. The transcript has a single exon.
UGAUAAUCUGCCUUUCCCCGCGAAACCCAGCACAACAAACAACAGAAGCGCAAUCGAGUAUCCACCGCUCAAUUCCAAAUAGUCUGACAUUUGAGACCUCCUUCCAGGGCUGAAACAAGACAAACCGAGAGAAGCAACAGAGUUGUUCUUCACCCCUUGGACCCUAAAUCAAAAACGUGCCGUCGUCCCCCCUUCCCCGGCCCCCCACUAUGCCAUCUGCACGUCCACCUGCAUCCCUGGCAUCCAGCUCCUCCGAAACGUCCUACUCCCCCUUACCGAACAGCAGCAGCGCAACGGUGCCCCACGACGAUUCCGGGGACCGGUCCCCGUCCACCACCCCGACCGGCACCUCCUCCUCGAAACCCGCCGCUACUGGCGCACAGGAGAAGGAAAAACCGCGACUGACGGAGCAAGAGAAGAAGAACAAUCACAUUGCCUCGGAGCAGAAGCGCCGGGCCGCGAUUCGGGAAGGGUUCGAUCGCCUAACGGAGCUCGUCCCGGGCCUGGAAGGCCAGGGGCGCAGUGAGAGUAUCGUGCUUCGCAAGACAGUGGAUUUCAUCCAGCUCCAGCUGCAGGAGCGACAGGAGCUUGUCGCGGAGAUUGAGCGUCGGGGUGGACAUAUCGAUGAUGCAUUUCGGGUCUGACCGAGGUGGUUCGACAUGCGGCAUGAGUGAAGCCAAUUAUUAAUGAGGGCGAUGACAAUAGUGGUGGGCUAGCUGCAGAGCCUGGAUGAGGGCAGAGGGGCAGCAGUCGGGCACUGCUGGCUCGGGCUAUUCUCCCAAGGUGGUGCUGUAGGACAAGCUCCUUGCGCAGUGUCCUGCCCGGCGGUUCAUUCUCUGGUUGUGCGUGCUCACCAAUUCUUUUACUACACCCUACUCUUCGCAGGGGUGAAUCUGUAUGGUGCCUGGCGUUAUGAUUGAUUCCUGGUCUUUUCGGUCUACGGGCACGCUAUUUAUCGAAGACUGAUGCUGAUGGACUGCAAGCGAGAAUCAGCGGUUUGAAUGGGGCAUUUUCUGAAUUCUGGUGCAUAGCUGUACUGUUGCAGGUCAACAGUGUAUGUAUGAUCUAUGUAUUUAGUGGAGUCGAGAGCG